Messenger RNA from Lodderomyces pseudojiufengensis, 1827 nucleotides. RefSeq names its product LMBR1 domain-containing protein. The transcript has a single exon. Lineage: Eukaryota; Fungi; Ascomycota; Pichiomycetes; Serinales; Debaryomycetaceae. The coding region runs from base 1 to 1827 and encodes 608 amino acids. The record is from RefSeq and is a predicted model, not a curated record. Gene Ontology annotation, cellular component: membrane.
AUGGAUUAUGUAUCUCAUAAUACUAAACUGGAAGAUGAUAUUGAUUGGUUUACAUUAUCUGAUAAUAUUAUAUUAUAUAUAUGGAAAUCAAAUUAUUGGAUUACAUUUUUAUUAACUUGGUUAAUUUUACCAAUGUUAUUAGAAUAUUAUAGAUCAGGACAUAAUGAUCCAAUGAAUAAAAUUAAAGAUUCCAUUAAGGAAAAUUUAAAAUUUCAAAUUAUAAUGUUAGGAGUUUCAAUAAUUGGAUUAAUUUAUUUAUUGAUUGAAGUUGGAUUAAAUUUUAAUCAUAUAAAAUUAAUGGUUAUUGCAUUAGCUCAUAUUUAUUCGUUAAUUUUAGCUACUUGGUUAAUGGGUCAUGGAUUAAUUAGUAUUCCUAGAAAUAAAUGGAUUCAAGGUUCUGUAUUAAAAGAUUUAAAUCAUCAAUAUUUAAAAAUUCCAAAAUUAGUUGAUGAAUUAGAAGAUACUAAAAUAAGUUUUAGAGAAGAUGUUUUAAAAGUGUUAAUAUUAAAACAAAAUUAUACAAGUGAAUCAGAAGAAGAUUUUAAUUAUAGAGAUUGGAUUUUAAAUUUAUAUGAUUCAAUACCUGGAGAAAUUAAAGAACAAGUUGAAAAACAAUAUUUACAUGAUACAACUAAUAUUGAUAGAGAUCAAUUAAAUGAUCAAUAUAUGACAAAAUUAAAUUCUGAUUUUAACCUGAAUUUAAGUAGAUUAAUUGGAUAUCAAUCUGAAUUAAAUAGAUUGAUUCGUAAAGUUGUUAGAUUAGAAGAUGUUUUAAAUGCUGUUUCAACUAAAGAAUUGAUUUUCAGAAUGGAUAAUCAUAAAGUGUUAUGGAGUCCUAAAUUUAAUUUCAUAUAUUGGUAUUAUAUACGACCAAUUUCAAAUAAAAUAACUGCUGUAAUAUUGGGAUUAAUUUCAUUAAUUAUUUUACAAUCUGAAUUUUUCCAUUCAACAAAAUUGUCUCUAUUAAAUGUGCUAGUCUACUCCACAGGCAUCCAUAAUCAUUCAAUCAUUCAAUUUUUCAUAUUAUCAUUAUUUUUUUCAUACAUGUUAUUUUCAGCAUUAAAUUCAUUAACUCAAUUAAAAAUUUUUAAUAUGUAUCAUUUAGUUCCACAUAAUUCAGAUCCAGUAUCUGCAUGUUGGUAUGCAAUGUAUAUUGCAAGAAUGACAAUUCCAUUAAGUUAUAAUUUUAUAACAUUAUUUGUUAGUAGAAAAUCUAUUUUUGAAGAAUGGUUUGGUCAGUCAAUACAUUUAACUGGUUUAUUUAAUUUAUUAAAUAAUUGGAUACCAAGAUUAAUUUUGAUACCCGUUAUGUUAGCAAUGUUUCAUGUUUAUGAUAAGCUCAAGAAAAAAUUAGGAUUUGGAGAUUUAUAUGAUUCUUGGAUUUUAUUUGAUGAAGAUAAUGAUAAUCUGAAUGAUGAUUUAGGCAAUAAGAGAAAAGAUUUAAUUAUUGUUGAAGCUAAAAGAAUUAUAACUAGAGAAAUGUCCAAAAAAGAUAUGCAAUUAAGACCAUUUAAUUUAAUUAAUAAUAGUACUGAUAAUUUACAAAAUCCAGCAGAUGUAAAUUAUGAAAGAAAUAGAAGAGAAUUUACAACUUCUUUAGCUAAUAGAAUUGAUAAUUCAGUAGAUGAAGAUCCGCUUUAUGAUAAUGGAACGUUAAAUAUCCCACAAAAUGGAUUUUGGGGUAAAGUAAGUAAUACAUUUAAUGGAAUUUUAGGUAAUAAUAGAAACAACAAUAAUAAUGCUAAUUCACGACAAAGACCAUAUAGAGAUGAACCUUUAGAUGAUUUUAAUUAUGAUAAUGAUGCUAAUGAAAAUUUGAUACUAUAG